GGGAACACCACCCCCAGCAGCAGCAGCAGCAGCAGGUUAGUUUGAGAGUGGUGCAGGAGGAGGAGGAGGGGGGCGAAUUGCAACGUCCUUGCAGAGCGUGCGGACUGAGCUAGAGGAGGAGGAGAGAGGUGAGGAAGAGAGGAGGAGGAGAGGAGGAGGAAGAGAGGAGGAAGAGGGGGGGUCGCGAGCUUCGUGGGAAGGGAGUGGCGGCUGCGGGGAGGCCUCCCGGCCGGGACGAGCAUGGGCCGGUCUCGAAGUGGGACGACGACGACGAUGAUGAUGAUGAUGGUGGUGGUGGUGAUGGCGAUGAUGGUGGUGGUGGUGAUGUGAUUCCGUUGGGGGACACCUCUCGUCUCUCCAGCUCCUGCCAUGGGCGCCGCAGUAAAGGCAGACACAGCGAUGAGAAAUCUUCUUCUGCUCCUGCUGCUGCUGCUCGCUCACUCUGGGGGGGUCCUACUGCCGUCCUCCUCCUCCGCCGCCGCGGCCGCCGCGGCAGCCACGGCCCAGCAAGGGGGGCCCGGGGCCCCCGGAGGCGUCGCGGCGGUCGGGGCGGGUGGCGGCCCUUUCGGCGGCCGGAGCGCCGCUCAGCAGCAGCAGCAGCAGCAGCAGCGGCGGAGGCAGGGCUCCCCGCCGCCGCCGCCGCCGCCGCCGCUGCUGGUCCGUCUGCUGCGGGAGAAACUGUCCCGGGCCAGGGUGGCGCGGUGGCCCUCGGCGUCACGGAGGGACGGCGCUCCGGCGCGCUGGAGGCACCGCGGGCAAACGGCGGCGGCGGCGCCGCCGCCCGGCCCCGCGGCCCCGCCGGUCUUCGGUUCGGGGAGCGCGAGGCCGGGCACCGAGGACGCCCCCGCGCCAUCUCCCCGCGUGAUCCUCAGCGAGCGCCGCCCGCUGGCGCCACCGCCGCUCUUCGGCAUCGGGGAGGCGGCGGCGGCGGCCGCGGCGGCCGCGGCCGCCUCCGCGAUUGCGGCGGCGGAAGAGCGGGCGGAGGAGGCGGAGGAGGAGGCGGAGGAGGAGGAGAUCGGGGUGGGGGUCGGCGCGGGCGGGGCGCCGUGGGUCGCGGGCCCCGCCAACGGCACGGCGCGCUCCAAGCGGCACCCGCAGGGCCGCGUGCACCGCGGCGAGUACUCGGUGUGCGACAGCGAGAGCCGCUGGGUCACGGACAAACCCAGCGCCUUUGACAUCCACGGGCACCGAGUUCGCGUGCUGCUCGAGUUCAGCACGGCGGGGCGCCCCGUGCGCCAGUACUUCUACGAGACGCGCUGCAAGGGUGGAGGAGGAUUUGGCUCGUCCUGCCGCGGCAUCGACGAGAGACACUGGGACUCGCGGUGCAAGACCACGCAGUCGUACGUGCGGGCGCUGACGCUCGACAAGAGCGGCCAGUCCGUGUGGACGUGGAUUCGCAUCGACACUGCGUGCGUGUGCACGCUCACGCGCAAGUUCGGCCGAUACUGACGGGCGCGGGAACUGGGCGGAUCGUCGGGCGGACGGGCGGGCGGACGGAGGAUAUCGGCGGACGAGCGGGCGGAUGACGAAAAGGGAUAAUUUGGUGAAUUGGUGGGUCGGAUUGGGUCGGGUGGAUGGGAGAAGGAAUGGAUGGAUGGAUGGACGGAUGGAUCGGCCGAUGGAGAGAGGGGAAGAAUAUCGCGGGGUGUACGAAUUCGGCCGGCGGGCGUGCGCGCCGGCCGAGUACGGAUGGAGAAUCGGAAUUGGACGGCGAGAGUUGAACGGGUGGAGCAAGGGAGUUUAUUUGUAGCGGAUAAAGAGGAUGAGGGGGGGGGGUUAGGCGACGCAGGCCCGGGCUGGGGGGGGGGGCCCGCGUCGGGCAACCCGUUGCUCGCCCUUCGCCCGCGUUGGACAGCCGGGGCACGUGGGAGGGCGA
Messenger RNA from Petromyzon marinus (sea lamprey), 1876 nucleotides. The record is from RefSeq and is a predicted model, not a curated record. Lineage: Eukaryota; Metazoa; Chordata; Hyperoartia; Petromyzontiformes; Petromyzontidae.